Asterias rubens (European starfish) is the source of this 4990-nucleotide messenger RNA. Its product is annotated as telomerase protein component 1-like. Lineage: Eukaryota; Metazoa; Echinodermata; Asteroidea; Forcipulatida; Asteriidae. The coding region runs from base 260 to 3166 and encodes 968 amino acids. Gene Ontology annotation, cellular component: Cul4-RING E3 ubiquitin ligase complex. The transcript is spliced from 17 exons. The record is from RefSeq and is a predicted model, not a curated record.
UUCAUGCCCGUCUUUCAUUUUUCGCUUUGAACAUUAUACACUUUCCUACUUAGAACAACACGGGGCAGCAAUGCAAACAAACCGCUCAAUGUUUAUAUACGGAACAACUUAAUACCUGCUAGGAAUAGGAUACAAUGACAAGAAAAGCGGAUUUGUCUCGGACUCUGAUAAGAGUAAGGACAGGUUGCAGUUUCGGUGGAUAACAGGGUUAAAGUACAGCGUAUCCUUUCAGAUGAGAUAACCUUGUUGUAGUUAUAUCAUGGGGACCAUUCUUGGACGCACAAGCAGGAAGAAGACAGAGCCAUGCACACUGCUGGCAGUGGUGCCUGCAUCUAAGGAACAAGAAUUUCCCCAGAUUAAGUCAACAGAAACAAACCCUCUUGUAACCAACAAAAUGGCAGAAAGACCGAAAGAGAAGAAUAAUGAAAAUGAGAAAAAGGAGACGGAUUCCAAGGAUGAUGCGGUGAAACCCGAUCAUGGAGAAGAGAAAAUCUCAAGAGUAUCUCAUGGGGCAAUGAUGACUCCUUCAGACCUUCCUGGAUGCAUUGAUGGUGUGAAUGGAAAGAAAGACCCUGGGAAGAAGGUGGUGAGUUCAAGCGUAAAGGAACCAACAGAUACCAAAAACGCUGGGAACGAGACAGAGAUGGUUCAACCAGGAAAGGAUAAAAUUGCCAAAAUAAUUUGGGACAAGGAUGGGGAAGAUCCAGAAGUCAUCUCAAAGGGAAGUUGUGAGGAGAUAGAGCAACAGUGUCAGGAGGCGCAAGGAAGUAUAGUUUAUCCAUCAACAGGUACUACCUCUUCAGGUUGGAGAGUCAUUCGUCUCUUUGUUUCAUCGACAUUCCAUGAUUUUCAGAAUGAGAGAGAAGUACUGGUGAAAAAGGUUUUUCCAGAGCUGCGUGAGUUUUGCGAGUCACGCCACCUUCAUCUGAUCGAGUGUGACCUGAGAUGGGGUGUACCCAAGGACUCGACCACCCGAACUGUCCUCACUACCUGUUUACAGGAAAUAGAUCGUUGCCAUGGUGAUGCAGAUGGCCAAGGAUUCUUCCUCAACAUGCUCGGAGAAAGAUACGGGUGGAUGCCAGGGCAAAGCGACGUCCCCCCCGACAUAGCAGAGGAGUACCAGUGGGUACCGUACACCUCAAUCACCCACAUGGAGGUCCUGGUUGGUGGGUACCGAUCCCUCAACCCAAACUCAGUCUACUUCCUGAGGGAUCCCUCAGGAUAUUUAGAGAAGAUCCCAGACGAGGCGCGACAGUUCUUUGUGGAGCAGACCGAGAUCGGAAAGGUUCAGCUUAAGGAGAUGAAAGUCAAAUUACGAGAGAGAUUUCCAGCACAAACUUUCAUCUAUCCAUGUGAGUUUGACGGUAUAGAUGACGAGUCAAGGGUCAAUCUCAAGGGUCUAGAUGAAUUUGGACAGAAAGUGCUUGAGUUCUUCAAGAGAGCGAUUGAGAUCAAGUAUCCAGAAAGUGACGUCAAAGCGCCAACUCUAGAACAACUAGAGCAAGACCGACACGAUAUAUACAUGGAGCAAAAGGGCAAACUGGUCUUUGGCCGAGACAAAGAAAUCAACAAAAUGAUGAGCUUUGCGAAGGGUCUGCCGCCCCAGGAUUCAACCGAUGAAGUGGAUAAAGAGCGCCACCACAUGAUCGUUGUAGCUGACCCAGGGGAAGGCAAGUCCAGUCUGAUGGCACGGUUUGUCAUGGAGACCAAAAAGGCAGGUCUGGCAGUGUUUUACCAUUUUGUUGGCUGCACGGCGGAGUCCAAUCGACCCUCGAGUAUACUCCACAGACUAGUUGACAAACUAGAGGAGUUGUACCCAGACCUGUGCAAUACUGAUGGGGAUGAGACUGAAGACAAUCGGAAUUCGGGACCGAGGUUAUCUUCAGAUGAGAAGAAAGCCCAACUGCUGGGAGACUAUAUUAAGAGUCUUGGGCAGACUGACAAACAGCUUCUCCUGCUUGUGGAUGCUGUUAACCAAUCAUCUAAAGAAAAGGAUCGCUACCGCUGGCUCCCCGCAUCCUUGGGCGGCAACAUCCGAUGUGUGAUGAGCACAACGAGAGAAGAUCAAACCCUGGAGGAGCUGACAGAGCACUGCCCUGAGGCAGCUGAGUUACCCCUGACUGCUCUCGAUGAUAGGGCUAGGGAAGAAAUUAUCACAAACUACUUUGCUCGAUACAAUAAGACUCUAGAUCCAGAGCAACUGUCCCUCCUGACCCACUCUGAAGGAGCCAGGAAUGCCCUGUGGCUGUCCCUGACCUGCGAGGAGCUGAGGGUCUUUGGAGUGUUCCAGGAGGUGACGACCCGCAUCCGGGAGAUGCCUGGCUCCUUGGAUGGACUGAUUGAAAGCAUCCUCGACAGGUUGAUCAGUGAGGAUGAGACGGGGAUGGUGGAGACGAUGCUUCAUUUCUUGGAGUGUUCUCGAGGCGGCCUGAAAGAAACGGAGCUGAAAGCUCUCUUGGGUGACUUGGAUAGCACCACACCCGCACCUGCUUUACACUGGGCCAUGGUUCGACGCACACUCAAACCAUUCCUGAGAAACUCUGCGACCCACGGUGACGUAGAACGAUUACAGUUCUUUCAUCUUGCCAUUAACAGGGCUGUUCAGAAGCAUCUCGCUCAAGAUUACGACACCAAAAAACUGCGACACCGUCAGCUCGCCGACUACUAUCAGUACCAUUGCAAUGACCUCACAGCGAUAACCAAUCAGCUCGCACAACAGCUCACCCUGGCCAAAGAAGGGCAGCGAUUGGUGGAUUACUUCCGCACUGACAAACGCAGCACGAGAGUAAACCCUUUGGAGAAAUCAAGACUGUUGAAGGAAUUUCGCUGCACCAACAUGACACACUCCACCUUCCCUGGCUGUACUAAGUUCGCUUACUGCCAGUUCUGUGCAGAUCAAUGCAAUCAGCAGGUACCCAUCUUAAUGUGGUCGAACAAGGAUUGCUGUGCCAUAUGUGGAGGUCAGGUACAAUUCCCUGGACCGAGAAAUGCCACAGCGUAUUGGUGUAUGUUUCACAAACCGAAAUACCCUUAUUGUGGAGCAGAAUACUACUGCUUCAUCUGUCAUAGAGAUAUUCGGAACCCAAGAGGAACGCCACCACUAGCCUACCUUUGCUACUGGUGUGACCCAGGGAACAUGGAACGCUGCUGUAAAAUUGUUCCUUAAAACUUGAGUUUCGCUUAACCGCAAUGCUGUAUAACUGUGGACAGUUACCAGUGCAAAAUAAAACAAUUAAUGACAAACAAGUUAACUAUGAAGGUUACAUAAAAAGCACUGAAGUCUGAAGAUAUAGACUAAAAAUGUAGCAUAAAAUAGAAGCAUUAGAAACAGUAGUAUGUUUACUACACAGAUUUAUUUUUACAUUGCCUUUAGAGUAGGGUCGUUGUACAUGUAUUAAUGUAUUAAUUAAAACAAAUUAAAUGAGACAAAAAUGUAUUCCAUGUUCAUUCAGGUAAAUAAUGUAAUUUAAUAAAUUGUAAUGAAUUCUUACAAUAUGCUAAAGUGCCUUUCAAAUGACUCAAAGAAUAUAUCAUUUGAAAUAUUAUCAAUUUUGUAUAAGUUUUAGAAAACCUAAUGUCAAAUGAGGAAAAACAAUUAUGAAAAUAUAUUUAGAAAAGCAACUCAAAGUUAUGGACAAUUAUAAUUUUAUAUGAGGUUUUUAAAUCAAAGAAUAACUUUAAGAUAAGAUAAGGUUUAAAACAAGUUUUUCAUGUUUAUUGUCGCGGUUUAAGCUAAUAGUAUUAAUCAAAGUGACUUAAAUUGUGAUAAUUUAUACAUGUGUUUGUAAUAUUAAUUUAUACAUUUAUUCAAUUCAUAACUAUCAUUUUAGAGAAUCGCUUUCAAACUAGUUCAGUUCAACAAUUAUCAAGAUCGCAAUUAUCAAGAUCGCAGUUUAGUUAAAAAAUAAUGUCUGAGAUUGUGUGUUUUCUAUGAAUGUGUUUUCUGUAUUGAUUCUGUAUAGACCUUAGCCAUCUUGAAUUUCUCCCAUUUAUAUCAAUGUUACCAAACCGAGGCUGAAAGAACAAAAUAGUCUGGUUCCUAUUUGCAAAAUUAUUAUUAGCAUGCAUUAUUGUUAUUUGAUACGAGGAACAUGACCAAGAUAGGGGCAGCAUAACAAAGGUCUAUUGAGUGUUGAUAUGAAAACAAGACAUUGGGGGGGGGGGGUUCAGACUUUGCAUUUGCACUCUGGUUAAUCAAAAAGAUGAAGCCCCUCUCAGGCCUGACAUUUCAUCUUUGAGAAGGCAAGGCCAUUUUCACUUUCAAAAGGGAACAUCCAUUGGAAAAUGUUACAGUCUAUUGGAAACAUUUGAGGGGGCAGCAAGGCCAAAACCAGGGCAACAGGCAUGAAAUUCCAGGCCUGCCCUGUCCAAGAAUCCCUGGCAAUGCUUUUAUUUUGGCAUUUUCUUAGGAAAAUUGAAUCAUCGGACCCAGAUAAACAAUAAUUGCUGUACUUAAUAUGCAUGAUGCUAGAAAAAAACAUUCACAUUUUUAUAGGUUUUACAUGUUUAUCAAAUUAAAAUUGAUAUUUUAGCAGGGAAAGUGCAAAUAUUUUUAUGAACAAUUUGAACGGGUUUUUGUAUUGAAUAAGUUGUAAAUUGUGAUAAGCUUACUUUUUUGCCAGUCAAUUAAAAAUGAAUAAAAGAUAGAGACUGUUUAAAAAAAAAAAUUGUGGUAGUUCAUAAAAAGUCAUAUCCCCUGUAGGCAAUCCCUCUGCUGCCCCUUCCAAGGUUGUAUCGUUAUUUUGGCUGUAUACAUGUAGCUUGACACUGCAGUAAAAGGUUUCAAUGGCUUCUGAAUAACACCCAUGACAAAUGGCAGAAUGAUAGGGUAACUAACUGGUCUCAGGCCUUUGGUCGCAUGCAAACUUCAAGCCCUGUCAAGGAAAUAUGUCCUGUGCAGGCCUGUUUGCUUUGUUUAUGAAAGGGCAAGUGCACCAAGGCAUUUUCUCCUGAAGUAAAGGGCACCCUAUGAGGAAAUUGUAAAUUUAUA